UAUUGCUAUUGCAGGUUCAGGUCCAGACGGGCGGCCAUCGGUGGCCACCAUGUCCUUCUUUCUCCGGGGCGGCGGUGGAGGCGGCGGCGGCGGCAGCUUCGGCGACGCGCUCAAUGACGCGCUCGGCACCCUCAACCAGCUGGUGGGCGACGGCGGCCGCGGUCCGCCCCGCCCCCCGCCCCGCGGCGGCUACGACAACACCGGACGCGACCCCCUCGCGGGGCUGGCCGACCAGCUCGGGGGCCUCGGAGGCCUCGGUGGGCUGGCGGGGCUGGCCGGGCUCGGCGGCUUCGGCGGCGGCCGCUACAGCGACUGGGGCAGCAUCAAGGACCGCUACUUCAGGCCCAGGCCCAAACCACCUCAGAAGCCCAGGCCACCCAUGAGCUUCGGCGACAUCGUGGGGAAGACCAAGGGAGCGUACCACUUCAUCAACAGGCUGCUGCCGAAGACGAGGGACCCCAGCAUCAGCAACCCCGCCCUCCUGCCGUUCGCCGUUGGCGAGAAGGGUUCAGGAAUCAGAGCGCGAGGAGAGGUCCAGGACUUCCACAAAAUACAGGCACAGUGUUUGUCAGAGGGUGUCCUAUGGGAGGACCCUAAUUUCCCUGCUGUAGACUCAUCCAUUUUCUACACCAGAGGCCCACCCAAACCAUUUGAAUGGAGAAGACCAGGGGAGAUCACUGGAGAUCCCCAGUUUAUGGUUGGGGGAGCUUCUCGAUUCGACAUCCAGCAAGGAGAACUUGGCGACUGUUGGCUGCUGGCUGCUGUUGCAAAUCUCACCCUGCACGAUGACCUCUUCUUCCAAGUCGUUCCACAUGAGCAAGGAUUUGAAGACAAUUACUGUGGUAUUUUCCAUUUUAGGUUUUGGCAGUAUGGACGGUGGUUAGAUGUAGUUAUAGAUGACCGUCUGCCUACAGUUUAUGGAGAACUUGUUUUCCUACAUUCUUCUACAAAGAAUGAAUUCUGGAGUGCUCUCUUAGAAAAAGCAUAUGCUAAACUGCAUGGUUCCUAUGAGGCACUUAAGGGUGGUACAACAUGUGAAGGCAUGGAGGACUUCACGGGUGGUGUCACUGAAAUGUAUGAGCUAAGAGAAGCACCUGGCAACCUGUACAAGAUAUUGCUCAAGGCCUAUGAGCGUUCCUCGCUUAUGGCAUGUUCUAUUGAGCCUGACCCACAUGUAACUGAGGCGCGCACGUCUUCUGGCCUGGUUAAGGGACAUGCCUACAGUAUCACUCGAGUGCAGUAUGUGGAUGUCCAGACCCCUAGACAAAGUGGUAGGAUACCCCUUAUUAGACUGCGCAAUCCUUGGGGUAAUGAGGCAGAGUGGAAUGGACCCUGGAGUGACCAGUCACCUGAGUGGAGGUUAAUUCCAGACCAUGAAAAGGAGGAGAUUGGUCUAAUCUUUGAUGAUGAUGGUGAAUUCUGGAUGUCUUAUCAGGACUUCUUAACACAUUUCACUCAACUAGAGAUGUGUAAUUUAAGUCCGGAUUCUAUGGAAGAUGAUAACAUAAAGAAAUGGGAAGCCAACACCUAUGAGGGAGAGUGGGUUAGGGGUGUUACUGCUGGUGGUUGCAGGAAUUAUCUUGACACAUUUUGGCACAACCCUCAAUACAGAAUUACCUUAACAGACGUUGAUGAGGAUGAUGAUGAAAACAGGUGUACUGUAAUUGUAGCUCUCAUGCAAAAGAAUAGACGAGCUCAGCGAAAAAAAGGCAUGGAAUGUCUUACUGUAGGUUUUGCUGUGUACAAUUUGGGCCAUGAUCCCGAUAGUCUACCAAAGCCUUUGGAUUAUAAUUUCUUUAAGUACAAUGCAUCUUGUGCAAGAUCUCCGUCUUUUAUUAAUUUACGAGAAGUUAGCUGCAGAUUUAAACUUCCUCCUGGUUCCUACUGUAUUGUGCCGUCCACCUUUGAGCCAAAUGAACAGGGUGAAUUUAUUCUUAGAGUGUAUUCUGAGAAGCGUAAUAACAUGGAAGAGCAUGAUGAAGAGGUUGGAAUUGGUCACAUUGAUCCUAGAGUGAAAGAUGAAGAUGAAGACACUGAAAUGGCAAAGAAGGACGAGAAGGUUAAAGGGCUGUUCUUGAAGUUGGCUGGUGAGGAUGGUGAAGUGGACUGGAUGGAACUGAAGGAGAUCAUGGACUACACCAUGAGGAACGAGCUGCCCAGUAGACCUAGACCCCCGACCCAACACCAGGUUGCACCCAUGGAAGAUGAUACCCUGGUUGGCCAGCUGGUUAACCUGUUGUGUGGAGUCAUUUGCAAGGAUACACCACUGGGUACGGCAUUUGCCUCUGGUGGUGAUCAAGGACAUGCCGCUGAUACUCGGUCCUCUGGCUUUGCCAAGGAAGUGUGUCGUAGCAUGGUUGCCAUGAUGGAUGCUGACCACUCAGGCAAGUUGGGAUACGAGGAGUUCAAGAUACUCUGGACAGAUAUCAGACGUUGGAGGGCGGUCUUCAAGCUGUACUGCAAAGAAGGCUCGGGUUUCUUGAGUGCAUUUGAGUUGAGACAAGCUCUCAACUCUGCUGGUUACCGGCUGAACAACCACAUUUUGAAUAUCCUGUUCCAUAGAUAUGGUGCUUCAGAUGGCACUAUAACAUUUGAUGACUUCAUGAUGUGCGCCAUUCGCAUGAAAACCAUGAUAGAUCUGUUCCGAGAGAGAGACCCUGACAACACUAAUUCAGUUUCUUUCACCCUUGAAGAAUGGAUGGAGAAGACCCUUUAUUCAUAGUCUAUUUAUUAAGCCUCUCCUUUCCAUCUUGCUUUUGUACUUUAGCUCUAUUUUCUUACUCCCAAGUUUCUCUACAUGAUAUUAUUAACUUACUUUAAGAUUGACCUUAAAGAAAUAUGCAUGGAAAGGAUCAUUUGUGCAUGGGAGACUAAUAGCUAAUAUAAUGCUUUGGCAAUCACUGCCAGAGAUCUGUAUUUUUGUUGAGUAUUUUGUACAUGAAUUAUGCAGUCCAUUUCCAUUCAUAGUCUGCUGCUCUUUCAUCAGUCUUUUGCAAAUCUCUUUUAACAUGUUGCUUGCAUUUGAGAACUGUGUGAUGCUAUUUAAUAAUUUAAUUUUAAUGAUUCAUAUUUUUAAUUGUGCUUCCCCAUGUAAGAAAAAGUUGUUUCUAAGUACUGUGUUUAAUUUCAAUAAAAUUUAUUUUAUUCUUUUGUAAA
Molecule: messenger RNA, 3156 nt
Organism: Frankliniella occidentalis (western flower thrips)
Lineage: Eukaryota; Metazoa; Arthropoda; Insecta; Thysanoptera; Thripidae
Product: calpain-A
Exons: 16
Coding region: 50-2722 (890 amino acids)
Biological process (GO): proteolysis
Cellular component (GO): cytoplasm
Molecular function (GO): calcium ion binding; calcium-dependent cysteine-type endopeptidase activity
Source: RefSeq, a predicted model, not a curated record